UAAGGGAGAGUGGCAAAACAGCAAGUUGUUCACAACUGAUAGAGAUGGCGGCGAUAGGUGAACCUGUUAGGUUAGAGAGAGAUAUUUCCAGAGCAAUUGAACUAUUGGAGAAGUUGCAACGAAGUGGAGAAGUGCCUCCCCAGAAGCUACAAGCUUUACAAAGAGUUCUUCAGAGUGAAUUUUGCAAUGCUGUGCGAGAGGUUUAUGAGCAUGUAUAUGAGACUGUAGACAUCAAUAGUAGCCCUGAAGUGAGAGCCAAUGCCACUGCCAAGGCAACAGUAGCAGCCUUUGCUGCCAGUGAAGGGCAUUCACAUCCCAGGGUUGUUGAAUUACCUAAAACGGAAGAGGGUCUUGGAUUUAACAUAAUGGGUGGAAAAGAGCAGAACUCUCCUAUUUACAUCUCUCGCAUCAUUCCAGGAGGCAUUGCAGACAGGCAUGGAGGAUUAAAACGAGGAGACCAACUUCUUUCCGUAAAUGGAGUGAGUGUCGAAGGAGAACAUCAUGAAAAAGCAGUGGAGUUGCUUAAAGGUGCUCAAGGAAGGGUCAAACUAGUUGUACGAUACACUCCAAAAGUCCUGGAAGAAAUGGAAUCACGAUUUGAGAAAAUGAGGUCUGCAAAACGCAGACAGCCAAACAACUUUUCAUAGUCUUGCCCCCCCCCACACACACACACACACACACACACACACACAAAGUAUCAUUUUUCAUUUAUAACUGGACGCAGUGCUGUAUAAAGGACUUUUUUGGGAUAUUUUGUAGCUCAGGCAUUUCCGUUGGUAUGAUUUGUGCAGAUUACACUUUUGCCAGUACUUCUUUUCUAGUCUUGUGGUGUAGAUUAUGUUAACAUUGUGUUGAGAUAAGUACAUAAAGCUUCUUUUUCUGUAAACGCAGAGUGUAUGCUUACGUUUAUAUAGUUAAAAGGUAGCACUACCCAUUAGUCUUGAACAGAAAUAUUUCAUGGACUUAAGAAUGUGGUAUCACAGAUGGCAAAUUCCUGUACAUUAUUUAUCACUUCUCAACUAAGCUAAUUAUUACUUUAAAGAGCAUUUAUUAAUUUAAAGAGCAUUUAAAAUCAUGACUUUUCUAAAGCACUGCAGCCCCCUUGUACUCUAAACUGAAAUGUUUCUCAACUCCAGACACCUAGAAGCAAAGAGAUGUUCAUCGUGCUAUGCUGCUGCAGUCAUCACACUUGAGUUAUCCUACCGUCAGGCAGUCCCUGCA
Protopterus annectens (West African lungfish) is the source of this 1221-nucleotide messenger RNA. RefSeq names its product lin-7 homolog C, crumbs cell polarity complex component (gene LIN7C). Gene Ontology annotation, cellular component: MPP7-DLG1-LIN7 complex; cell-cell junction; basolateral plasma membrane. The transcript has 5 exons. Gene Ontology annotation, molecular function: L27 domain binding. Bases 45 to 647 code for a protein of 200 amino acids. Gene Ontology annotation, biological process: neurotransmitter secretion; maintenance of epithelial cell apical/basal polarity; protein localization to basolateral plasma membrane. The record is from RefSeq and is a predicted model, not a curated record. NCBI's taxonomy places the organism in Eukaryota, Metazoa, Chordata, Ceratodontiformes, Protopteridae.